Molecule: messenger RNA, 659 nt
Organism: Momordica charantia (bitter melon)
Lineage: Eukaryota; Viridiplantae; Streptophyta; Magnoliopsida; Cucurbitales; Cucurbitaceae
Source: RefSeq, a predicted model, not a curated record
ACCACUAACUGCACCUUCGUCUACGUGUUCCUCCUUCUCACCACUUUUAUUCCCCCUUUUUUUAUUUUUCAAUUUUUUUUCUAGAAAUUAAUAUCGCCCCCAAAAAAGAUCUCCCUUCCGCUUCCAGUUCCCCAUCUCUCAUUUUUCUCUCAUCCCUAAUCCCUCAGAGAUGGUUCCGAUGGUGCUGACUCAGCUCGCCACCGGCCUCAGCGUCCUCGCCGGCGCCGUUUUGGUCAAAUCGGUGAUGGACCAGAAGCCCAUGGCCGGGCCCUUCCCCCGCUGCCCCUCCUGCAACGGCACCGGCCGUGUCGCCUGCCUCUGUUCCCGCUGGUCCGACGGCGACGUCGGCUGCCGGACCUGCUCCGGCUCCGGUCGCAUGUUCUGUAGCAGCUGCGGCGGAACGGGUACGGGUCGCCCCAUCCCGGCCCAACUCUCCGUUCGCCGUACCAACCACCCCUCUUCCUCCUGAUUCCUUCUCUGCUCACUCACUACUGUAAUAUCAUCUAUUCCCUCCAUUAAUUCUUAAUUUAGAAAAAAAAAGGACUGUAAUUUUCCUCUCUUCACAAAAUUAGUAGCUCUGGAAAUUGGAGUUGUUGAGUUACAACGAUUCAUAUAGAAAUGGAUACUUUUCUUUAAUUAUAGCAAUUAUUCUUUCUGUA